Messenger RNA from Dovyalis caffra, 1026 nucleotides. The record is from the annotation of a GenBank genome assembly. Lineage: Eukaryota; Viridiplantae; Streptophyta; Magnoliopsida; Malpighiales; Salicaceae.
AUGGAUCACUCAGCAGAUGCUCACAGGACGGAUUUGAUGACCAUAACGAGGUUCGUGUUGAACGAACAAUCCAAGUAUCCUGAGUCGCGAGGUGAUUUCUCUAUUUUGCUUAAUCACAUUGUUCUUGGCUGCAAGUUCGUUUGCACUGCUGUUAAUAAGGCGGGUCUAGCCAAACUUAUUGGACUUGCUGGAGAGACCAAUGUUCAGGGUGAAGAGCAAAAGAAACUCGAUGUCCUUUCAAAUGAAGUGUUCAUUAAGGCUUUAGUAAGCAGUGGUCGAACAUGCAUCCUUGUCUCAGAAGAAGAUGAAGAAGCAACAUUUGUGGAGCGUUCCAGGCGUGGAAGAUACUGUGUUGUGUUUGAUCCAUUGGAUGGAUCUUCCAACAUUGAUUGUGGUGUUUCUAUUGGAACGAUUUUUGGAAUUUACAUGGUGAAAGAUGGCCACGAACCAACUAUAGAUGAUGUGUUGCAACCUGGGAAAAAUAUGAUCGCAGCUGGCUAUUGCAUGUAUGGAAGCUCUUGCACGCUUGUUUUGAGCACUGGAACUGGUGUUAAUGGUUUCACCCUGGAUCCAUCCCUUGGGGAGUUCAUACUCACUCAUCCUGACAUUAAGAUUCCAAAGAAAGGAAAGAUUUAUUCAGUGAAUGAAGGAAAUGCAAAGAACUGGGAUGGUCCAACAGCCAAGUAUGUUGAAAAAUGCAAGUUCCCCACGGAUGGAUCCCCAGCAAAAUCUCUAAGAUACAUUGGAAGCAUGGUAGCCGAUGUCCAUCGCACAUUACUUUAUGGGGGUAUAUUUUUGUACCCUGCCGAUAAGAAGAGCCCCAAUGGGAAACUACGUGUUCUAUAUGAAGUUUUCCCGAUGUCCUUUUUGAUGGAACAAGCAGGAGGUCAGGCUUUUACCGGCAAGCAACGGGCCCUGGACUUACUUCCAGCGAAGAUACACGAUCGCUCUCCUAUAUUUCUUGGAAGCUAUGAUGAGGUCGAGGAAAUCAAAGCACUUUAUGCCGCCGAAGUGAAGAAAGCAUAA